Messenger RNA from Malaya genurostris, 6106 nucleotides. It is a transcript of the gene yl, whose product is annotated as putative vitellogenin receptor. The transcript has 6 exons. Gene Ontology annotation, molecular function: protein binding; calcium ion binding. Lineage: Eukaryota; Metazoa; Arthropoda; Insecta; Diptera; Culicidae. The coding region runs from base 393 to 5969 and encodes 1858 amino acids. The record is from RefSeq and is a predicted model, not a curated record.
UUCGUUCGAUCAACCACAAUUGCGAUCGAAAGCAAUCGCCAUUGCGUAUUUUUCCCCUCCUAGUCCAGCCGCAGUGUUCAGCUGCUUUAGAUUUAGCUGUUAAAUUUUGUUUGCUGGACUUAGUUUUUUUUUGCAAUGGAACGGUCUCGGUGUUGAUCGUUUCUGUGUCGUUAAGUACCGAUCGUCAACUGCAGCUUUCGUUGGUCGAUCGAAAGAUCGGUAUUUCCGCCCGUUCCGCUUGCUGUGCAUGACUAGUUUAGUGUAUUACAAGCAUGUUCGAACAGUGACUUUGAAAGCAUAAAUUGGUUUUACUUAGCUAACUUUAAAUUUGCUAGUAAACGACAAUAACAUAUUUUAAGAGCAAAAACAACCGCUAUUGUCGGGAAACGAUCAUGUUACGAUCGAGUAGUGUGAUCGUACGAUUGAUCACGGUCGGUGGAUUGAUUUGUUUUGCGUUGAUGAUCGUCGAAGCGGCUCGCAAGGGGUCUUCUUCCAAGGUCACUACCGCCUCCUGCACUAAGGAGGAGUUUCAGUGCGAUAGCGGAACGUGCAUUCCGAAGGCGAGUCGCUGCAACGGCAAUAAGGAUUGUACCGAUGGCAGCGACGAGCGUGGCUGUGAUUAUUUCCUGUGUCGUGAGCCGAUGUGGUACCGGUGUAAGCACGAUAAUAGCUGCAUAAGUGCGUCGUUCCUGUGCGACAAACAUGACGAUUGUCCGCUAGGAGAUGACGAAGAAAACUGCGAAGGUUUUGAAGUACCGCACGUUCCGGUCCCGUGCAGUAAGUUUGAGUUUACCUGUACGGAUAAGAUGUGUAUUCCGGUGGAUCUGGUGUGUGACGGUGUGGAGCAUUGUUUGGACGGAUCGGACGAAACAAUCGGCUGCAUGGAUAUCGAGAGUAAGUGCAAAGGAUUUCUGUGCAAAAACAAGCACUGCAUCAAAAGCCAUGAUUGGGUUUGCGACGGAAUUGACGACUGUGGGGAUGGCUCGGACGAGGAGAAUUGCUACGCUGCAUGUGAUUUGGAGCAUGGGAAGUACGAGUGUUCGGAUAAUCGCACCUGUAUCGAUCUGAAGAAAGUUUGCGACGGGACGGGUGAUUGUGGCGAUCGGAGUGAUGAGGGUGCGUUGUGCAACUCGAAGGGCUGCGAAGAACUGAAAUGUUCGGGAGGUUGUCAGAAUACACCGCAGGGAGCGGUUUGUCUGUGUGAAAAAGGCUUCGUUUUUAACAGGCUAACCAAAACUUGCGAAGAUAUCAACGAAUGCGAUCGUUAUGGGCUGUGCUCGCAGGGCUGUGAAAAUACUCCGGGAUCUUUUAACUGCACAUGUGUGAACAAGUUUAAACUGAGAAAAGAUGGGCGGACAUGUGAAUUGACUGACGCCACAGAAGCACUGCUACUGUACUCGACGCAAAAAUCCAUUGGCGGUUUAUAUCUAACAUCCAAACAUCAGUAUUACGUUGCAAAAGAUCUGUCCCAGGUGAUCGGCGUUAGUUACGAUGGUAGUCACGUGUACUGGACGGAUAUCUCCUUUAAAACUGAAUCAAUCGAGCGUGCCGAGGAAGAUGGAAGUAAACGAGAACUUCUGCUAACCUCUGGACUCGCAUCACCGGAAGAUUUGACUUUGGACUGGCUAACCGGCAACAUCUACUUCAGCGACAGUGGCCACAUGAUGAUAGCUGUAUGCUCGAACAAUGGAUUCCACUGUAAGAUGCUGAUUCAGGAAAAUCUUCAUAAGCCUCGAGGGAUUGCACUGCUCCCACAAAAAGGUAUCAUGUUUUAUUCCGAUUGGGGCGUCAAAGCGAUGAUUGAGACUGCCAGCAUGGACGGUACGAACAAGCGGACGCUGAUCGACAAGGACAUUCAUUGGCCGAACGGGUUGUGUUUGGACUGGCCGAACGAACGGCUCUACUGGGUUGAUGCGAAACUGAAGAAAAUCGAAAGCGUUCGGCUGGACGGUAGUCAACGGAAAACAGUAAUCGGCGACGUGGUCAAACAUCCCUUCUCGAUUUCAAUCUUCAACGAUCGGAUCUACUGGUCCGAUUGGGAUACCAAAAGCAUUCAAUCGUGCGACAAAUUUAACGGAAAGGAUCGCAAGAUGCUGGUUCACGAUCGGCAGAUUUUCGAUGUGCAUGUUUAUCAUUCGAGUUUCCAACCGAAGGGUGAACAUGCCUGCCUUGGUCACACCUGCUCACAUCUUUGCCUAUUGACCCCGAACAACAGCUACAGCUGUGGCUGUCCAUACGGAAUGGCCUUGAAACCGGACAAACAUUCCUGUCAGGAAACGGUCAAGCGACAGUAUCUUCUCAUGGGCAUAGGAAACUAUCUAGUUCGCUUGGAUAUUCCUGCAUUUGGUCGACACGAAACCAGUAAAAGUGACGCCUUCCAGUUCACGAUCAGCCGAAUGGUGUUCAACUCGAUCACCGGUGAACUGUUCGUCGCCGACAACACCCAGAAAGCGAUCUUCACCGUGGACAUCAAAGCGAAAACAUCCCGCAAAUUGAUCAGCACCGGAAUCGGAAACAUAUCGGCACUAGCCUUCGAUUAUCUCGGCAACAACCUGUACUGGGCGGACAGCGAGCGUAGCACGAUCGAAGUUUUCUCCCUGCAAACCCAUCAUCGUUCCAUAAUCCAGCACUAUCUCGGUACGGAGUUUCCGGUCGGCUUGGCCAUCGUGCCGGAAAUCGGUAAAAUGUUCAUCGCCCUUCGUUCGGCUCCACCGGAUCCGCACACCCACAUCGACCGGCAGGAUAUGACCGGACGUGGUCUGCACAAUCACAUCAUCGAAGAGAAACUCAGCGGCAAUGGAACGCUCCAUUUUGUGGUCGAUCGCGAUCUACGGUCGAUCUACUGGAACGAUAUGGGACUGAGCCGCAUCGAGUUCACCAGUUACGAAGGUGACACGCGCAAUCUGUUCCGGGAGUUCCUUCGCAUGCCCGUCUCGAUCGCAAUCGUGGAGGAUAAUCUGUUUUGGACCUGCUACCGAUCCCGGCGACUGUACUGGUCCGACAAGCACAAUCUGGGCCUGACGAAGAAAAUUAACAUUGAAAAGCCACCGUUCGGUAUGUUCCCGGAUGAAGUUGUACUGCUGGCUAGUCAAACACUGCAACGGUACGAUCACCCGUGCCAGAAGCAGAACGGCGGAUGUUCGCACAUUUGCAUUGCCGCCGGGAUGUACGCCAGUGCGUGUAUUUGUCCAACCGGGAUGGUGUUUAAUUCGCCGAAGAACACCACCUGCAUCGAUGCGAUCGAUUGUGAGUUCCGGUGCACGAGUGGCGAAUGUUUGACCAUCAGUAAACGGUGCAACGGGAACAAGGACUGUGCGGAUGGGUCGGAUGAGAAGGGCUGCGAUGAACGGGAUAGAGCGGCCAGUUUGGAGUGUAGAUUUGAUCAGUUCAUGUGUGCCGAUCGGAGUAAGUGUAUCGAUCAGAAGUUUCGAUGUGACAAGCAUAACGAUUGUCCGGAUCGAUCGGACGAAAAGAACUGCGAGGGUUACGACGCUGGUAAGGGAUGUCAUGAGAAUCAACAUGCCUGUCCGGAUGGGCUGUGUAUUGAUUUGAAUGCAUUGUGCGAUGGAUUCCCCGAUUGUUCGGACGGAUCGGACGAAAAGGAUUGUACCAAUUUGAACAAUGAGAAACACAAUGCGACUACCUGUGGACCAUUGCAGUUCCGAUGCAGUUCUGGGCAGUGUAUUCCGAAGUGGUGGGAAUGCGAUGGCCAUCCGGACUGUACCGACGGUUCCGACGAACACGGGAAGUGUUCGACGAAGGCUGAGUGCGCGAAAGGAUUCACGAAGUGUGCUCUGGGCCACUGCAUUGAGGAUCGGUUCGUGUGCGAUGGAAACGAUGAUUGCGGAGAUAAUUCCGAUGAACGGAACUGCACAGUUGAAGCGGAACCGUGCCUUGGCUUCGACGACGAAAAACCUACGAAGUUUCUUUGUUCCCGUUCGGGGAAAUGUUUGGAUAUUGCGGUUCGGUGCAAUGGAACUUCGGAGUGCCCGAAUGGGGAGGAUGAAGCCGAUUGUACCAAUUGUGGCAUACAUGAAUUCCAGUGCAAGAGUGGAACGUGCAUUCGAAAAGAAUGGCAGUGCGACAAGGAAGUGGACUGUGAUGACGGCAGUGACGAGGUGGACUGCGUGAACGGAACCGUCGGAAGGGACAAACAUUUCUACAUCGCAUGUGGUGAGGGUUCGUUUGAGUGCAGUCCGGGAGUGUGUAUUCCUAUGAACAAAGUUUGCGACGAAAAGAAGGAUUGUACGGAUGGAAAGGACGAAGGAAAAGGUUGUGCGGAUGCGUGUUUGAGAAAUCCUUGCGAACAGAAGUGCAUAAAAACACCGAGCGGUCCGGUUUGUGAUUGUCGGCUGGGCUUUACCUUGGCGGGAAAUAGAAAAUCUUGUCUGGAUGUUGACGAGUGCAAAGAGGGCAAACCUUGUGCUCAGAUUUGUCGGAACACGCGGGGAUCGUUCCGUUGUUCUUGUAACCCAGGAUUUAUGCUUCGUUCCGAUAAAAUUUCCUGCAAAGCCGUUGGACCAAAUCGAUACGUACUGUACACUUCGUUCAAUCAAAUUCGGAAGCUUGAAGUGACACCUCCUUCGAUUCGGGUUCUCCUGCAAACCAACGAAUCCAGUAUUAUCGAUAUGGAUGUAGACGUCCGUCGUCAGAUGCUCUACUAUACCGACGAGUAUAACCCAGUAAUCUACGAAUAUGACCUGGCCCGGAAUACCACUCUAACGCUGCGUAACGUGGGUCAUCCGAAUCAUCUGGCGGUCGACUGGAUCACCGGAAAUUUGUACUUCUUCGACCAUUCCGAACCAUCGAUCAAGCUGUGCUCCAUUCAACGGCAAACUUGCGCCAGAAUCAUAACGUUCCCGGCUCAAGUGCUGAUCAAGGCACUAACCGUCGAUCCCAUCAACCAUGUUCUGUUCUACGCACAGAUGCAUUUCUGGAUCUUCGAGAUACCUCACUCCAUCAUAUAUCGGGCCAAUCUGGAUGGAUCUCAUCAGCAAAUUGUCACCAAGAAUGUACCUCACGUAACCGCACUUGAAUGUGACACCGAAAACCGGAUACUGUACAUCGCCGACUUGAACACAAAAUCGAUUAAAAUGGUCGAUUACGAUGGAAAGAAUCUCCGGACGGUGAUCGAGAAGCAAACCGUAGCAAUCAAUCAACCGAUCGGAUUAACGCUGUAUGAAAACCAAGCCUUGGUUCUGAACAUGGCAUCGUCCACCGUAGGGCAAUGCAAACUGUACGGUGAUUACGAGUGCAAACUUCUAGAACUGAACGUACACAACUCCAACCAACUGCUGAUCGUUCAACAAUCGCGCCAACCGAUGGUUGAAAAUGUCUGUGAUGCAAAAAAAAUUAACUGUAGUCUUAUAUGUAUAUCGUCCGAAAAUGGAGGCAAAUGCAUUUGCCAAAACGGCGAGCAGGUUCGUGAGGGAGAAAAAUGUCCCCAAACAUCCGACCUGAAGCCACUGAUCCAUCCACAUCAUCGAACUCCCAUCGAAUCUCUGUCGGAUCCGGGCGGCGAUCAGUCAGCAGGUUCGUCUUUUGCCAAAGUGUUCGUAACACUGAUACUGGUAGCGCUACUGGUCGGUUCCGCCGGAUAUUACUACAAGCGUCGCUACAGCCGGAAGUUCAACGUCGGUAUGCACUUUCACAAUCCGGAACUGAGUACUCUGGAUGCGGCGCAGGUUAAAAUGUUCCAGGGUGCUCCACCGAAGCUAAACGAAACGGCAACCCAUACGGAGUUGACACUGGAAACGUCACCACCGCGGCUUCACGGAGCGAUCGGUGGUUGCGGUGGUACCUUCAUCAGCCCAGCUGGAACCGAACCCAGCUUGAACAGCACCGAAAUUACGUCCCGUCAGUUCGACGUGACCACCACGGCAAUGGAACUGGAGGCCAUGUCCGAUGCCGACUCGAUGAAGGAUGCGUACUCCUGCGAAGAUGAUCCCAAACAGAGAUUGAUCAUGUGAUGACCGCCCCCUCGAAGAAAGGUCAUUUAGUUUAUGUACAAAUGGUUUUGUAGUUAUUAGUAGAUAGUUUUGUAGUGUGUAGUGAUGUUUUGUUAUUUGAUUACGCCAAAUAGAAUUGUUAAUUGUGCAAUGUGAAA